AUGGAGGAAAGGGAUGGCCAUGGUCCUGCCCUGUCUCUGGUGCAUCGACACGUCUUCGGUCUCAAGCCAGAUGUCAAGAACAACGUGCACUAUGCCGAGGAGACGCAGAUCAUUUAUCCUGCAGGGACCAACGCGGUCUUGUGGCAGGCGGAUCAGAAACAGCAGAAGAUCUUCCAAGGACAUGAAGACGGGCAAGGUCUGACCUGCAUGGCCGUGAAUAGUACCAAGAGAUACCUCGCGGUCGCCGAGAAGUGCUACGAAGGCGCCAUCUGCACCAUCUUCGACUUGGUUACAGCCAAGAAGCGGAAGACCCUCUCGUGGCCCGAGUCCGACGCGCCGGAGUUCCUCUGCGUGGCCUUUUCGGCGGAUAGCAAGUAUCUCAUCACGCAGACAGGAAGAUCUCCCAGUGCGAAGCACGACUGGAGCCUGCUGUACUGGGUUUGGGACAAGCAGCGAGUCAUGGCCUCCAUCAAGGUCUCCAACCCGCAGAAUUCGCUGAUCCGCGAGUGCUCCUUCAACCCAACCGAUUCGUCCAUCGUUUGCGUCAUUGGCGACGGCAUCUUGAAGUUUAUGCAACUGAAGGAUGGCUUCAAAACAUUGCCAGUGGCUCCAGCAAAGCUUCAAAGCUUUAUGUGCCACACGUGGUUGCACGACGAUAAGAUGCUGGUGGGGGCAGACAAUGGUGACCUGCUGCUCUUUGACAAUGCAGGUGAGUUUCAAACCGUGCUGCCCACGAGCCCCGGCGAGCCGCGAGCUGCCACCUGUGUGAUCCCCUUUUCGAAGGGCUUCAUCAUUGGUGGUGACGAUGGCCGUAUUCGUAUCUACGAGAAAAGCGAUGAGCCCAAGGAGAUUUAUCGUCAAAGCAAGGUGCUUCAAGUGGAGCCCAACUCAGGUGCGGCGGUGCGAUCAUUGGCUCUGAGCCCCUCAGAGGAGUUGCUAGGAGUGAGUACUUCCACUGCUCAGCUGUAUCAACUCUCUUUGCUGGGUCAAGAUUUAAUGAAGGCCGAGGAGUCUCCUGCCUUUGAGCCAGUGCUGAGUCAUUUCCACACGGGUGCCAUUUUGGGCCUGGAUGUUUGCAUCCGAAAACCCUUGGUGGUGACCUGUGGAGUUGACAAGUCGGCACGGGUCUGGAACUACUUCGAGAAGACCUGCGUCAUGUGCCGCUGGUUUAACGAAGAGGCAUAUAGUAUCGCCUUCCACCCCUCGGGCUUUCAUUUGAUCAUCGGGCAGUCAGACAAGUUGAGACUUAUGAACUUGUUGAUGGAGGAUAUGAAGACCUACAAGGACAUUGCCAUCAAGCAAUGCAGAGAAUGUCGCUUUAGCAACGGCGGUCAAUACUUUGCGGCGGUGAAUACCAAUGCCACCAAUGCCAUUCAGGUGUAUAAAACCUACACCUGUGAGCCCAUCGAGACCCUUCGGGGCCACACCAACAAGGUUCGAUCUGUUGCAUGGACUGCAGACGAUAGCAUGCUGGUGUCCACGGGUGCUGAUGGCGCUGUCUACGAAUACUAUGUCCAGGCCGAAACGGCCAACCCCGGCCGCGACGGGCGCCGGGUGCACGACUUCGUGCAGAAGACCUCGUCCUUCAGCUGCGUCAUCGUUCAUUCGGACCAGAGCUCCAACUUCAACACCAUGUAUGUGGUAGGAAACGACCAGCUGCUGCGAAAGGUCUACAAAGGUGAAUCCAGCGGCACGGUGAAAGCCGGAACCACCUUAGGUCAAAUAGUGCUGGCGAAUUCGGGCAAGGGCCUUUUCGCUGCAGUGGCAGAGCCAGACGCUCCCGGGCGAAUUCGCUGCUACAAGUUCCCGCUGAAUGGCGGUGACAACAGCUGCGAAUGGACGGACUUCUCGGCCCACGCGGCGCCGGCCACCCGUCUCCGGAUCAGCGCAGAUGACUUCUACCUCUUCUCCGCGGCGGAGGAUGGAACGCUCUUUGUCUUCGACGUGAAGCGGAAAGAUCGCAACGUCUCGAAGCGUGACAAGGAAAGCGCCUUGCCGUUGGCAGAUGAGAUUCUGGUAACGCGGACCUUCCUGGAUGAUAAGCAGGGACAGCUCAACGAAUUUGAGCGACAAGUGGAUGAGCUCUCUAACCAACAGGAAUUCCAGCUCAGGCAUCGAGAUAGCUUCCACAAAGAGGAGAUGGUGGCAAUGGAUGAGAAGUACACCGCAGAGAUUGAUGAGGAGCGCCAGAAGUACGAAGUGCUCCGAGAAGAGAAGAACGAUGCUGAGAUGGAGGCGGAGGAGAACAUCAAGAGUUUGCUGGAGCAUCACGCGAAGCAGGACCAAGACUUGGAGCAAAGCUUCCAAGAAAAGAUGAUGGAGGAGGUGAACAAGUAUCAGAAGUUGGCCGCUGAGCGCGACGAGAUUCACAGACGCUGGGGGGAGCAGCAUCAGCGGAUUAUUGCAGAACAUCAGAAGAAAGUCAAUGAGAUGCAAGCGCAAUUUGCUGCGCCGAGCCCGGAGACUUCGGUCCCAGGCCCGCUUUCGGUGGUUCUUGCACAGGACUGGUAUCAGGAAGCUCCUUGGCUAAUGGCGCCGCCUCCUCCGCUUCCGAACAACAGCGUGCAUCUGGAUUCCGGUCAGGCUGCGGGUUCUACAGCAAUUUCUGCUGCCGAAAACAAGCUGAAGUCCAUGUACGCAUUGCUGGAGAAGCAUCCGGAGGGCUUGCAUCCGGAUAUUCAGAAAGAGAUGAAGGAGGCAAAGCUCAAAGAGGGCGAGGUUGCAAUCAAAUCCCUUCACAAGCAGGUGAACGCACUUGGGAAGGCCAGAACGGAAUUGCAAAAUGCCAAUGCGGCCCGCCUCAGUCUUCACUCUUCCUGGAGGACAUUUUUGGUAGAGCAGGUUUCCAAGUGGCAGGCAUAUUCUCAGCAGUUUCAACAACAAGAGGAUUCCCUCUCUGCAAGGGUGACUGCUGCUCGACUUGCGCUGGACACUGCUCGUACCAACCUUGCAGUAUCAAAAUCUCAGCUGCAGAAAUCAGAGCACGCGGAAUCUUCGGACAUGACUGUGACAGUGAGCGACGAGGAGGAAGAAUCGAAAGAGUCGAAGGAUGCAGUCAAUUCAAGUGCUCAAAAGAUCACAGACAGCCUUCAGCACCUUGGAGAAAGUCUCAAGACAUUGAGUGCAAACGCAGACGAGUUAAUGUUGGCAGAACAACAGGCCAACAAGCGGCAGCGUACAGAGCCGCCAAUGCCCAUGUCUGGAGGCAACGUGCCAGGAGAUCAGCAUCUCAAGUGGUCGCAUUCCAUUGUUCAAGAGCCCGAUUAUUGCUCAGAAUGGGUUGCUGCGCAUAGAGCUACGGAGCUUGCGUUGCAAUGUGGAACUUCCACUUUUCAGAUGCCUGGUGUGAAUGCCCAUGAUCGGAACAAGGCUGAGGGCUGCCUUUCCGUUCGUUUUCAUCCUUUGGUCGAUGUUUUUACCGGAACUGAUGAUCACAUCCACAUGCAUUCAAUUAGUGUGCCUGCCGAAGUGCUGCCGCACAUUGCAAAGCCGUGGUCUAGUUACCAUCAAUCCCGAGGUGUCAAUAGAACCCUCCCCAGUUUUGAUUUUGACAGGGAUGUUGGCUGUCCCAUCGAUCAGCUAUUCACCCAUUUUGCAUUUGUUGGUGAUCGUUUGACCCCUCAUGCUCAUGACUUUGAUGCCAAUUUACCGUCCCUUGACUGCGCGAUCGAAGGUUGGAACCAUGUUUCAUCAUGUCUCAAGCGUGCGGGUCAAGACGAGGACGAUGACUCCAGCAAUUUGCAUGCCGUACCAGUGACUGACGAAGGGCUUUCUGCUGGUCCCAUUUACCCAAUGAACAACUCACUGCCUGUUGGAACGAAGACGUCCAACAGCUUAGGUGAUGUUGAUCCCGACCUUGCAUGCCCAGUUCCCGCAUAUCUCCAUCCCAGUUCCAUUUUGAAUUGCUUUGGACUCUGUUGCGAUCCGCUGUCUUUUCGUAAGGCCGUGUCGAUCCCAGAGGAUCAUGCGUUGCUCAAGGUGCCGUCAACCUUGGAUUUGGCUACUCAGGUCUCCACUUCCAAAGUCAUGUCGAAUCCUAAUGUCGGUACAUGUUUUCAUGCUCCUAACACUGCCAGCCUAGCUCUGGAGGAUCAUGUAAUGUGUCCCGAUUCGGACGUGCCUGCUGACGAGGGUCCAGCUGAUGCAUCACAGCCUCGCUCAACAGCCAGUGGUACUUCUCCUAGUCGUGCUGUAUCGCCAAUUCGGCUCCCGCCGUUUGCUCAGCAGAUGAUGGUUAAUCUUCCACUUGAAUUUUUAACCAACCCUGUUCGGAUUGUUCAAGGGUUUGUGGUGCGUACUUGGUACUUGCAUCAUACCAACAUUCCCCUGUCCUUACAGGCUCGCCAAAUCAUGAUGACAGGGCCGCCUCACCUGUGGAGAGCGCAGAUUCUUGCCACCUGGACUGACCUUAUUGUUCCGGGAGAGGAUCUCACGCUUGACUUGGUCAGUCCUAAUCCUCCACGCAAUUGGCAUGAAGCCCAUAUCUUGUUUGACUUGAUUUUGGCGCAAGGGAUGUACGGUGGCCGUUUCUCAGGAUUGGUUACAGUUUCUCCCACUAUCACAGAACCAAACCUACGUAUGUACGCAGUUGCUGUUUCAUUCGAGCCUGUCAUUAGUGGACAAGAUCUCGUCACAAGUGCAGGCAUCCAGCCUUUCUGCAAUCAAUUUGACUGUCUUAUCUUUCAUGCCAGGGAUCAACUGCACAUUGAUUUUAAUCGGGUUCAUCAAAUGCAGCAUGGGCAUGGGUUCGUUGUUUAUCUCAGUCGUCGACCGGAACCUGAACCAGUUCCAAGCGUUCCCCCAGAGGCUGUUGCAAGCAUUGAUCCUGCCCUGGAGCCUCACCCUGAGCAAGAUGUAGAUAUGCACCAACAGUCCGUUGCAUCUGAUCCUCUUGCCACAGACCCCACCGUAGGUGCCACUGCUGAUGCGGAUGACCUUCGACGUGUCACCCUGUACAGAUUGAACCGGCAAACCAAGUCUGCUUGGGUUCGAUGGCGGCAGUUUUCGAACCUCUUGCAGGAUGUUCUAGAGGCCACUUCGAUCUCACCUGCGGAUAUUGUUGCCCUUCACCCUUUAUUGGCCAAACCCACUGGAGAGCAUGCCAAUGAAUUUAGUGUCAUUGUUCAGCAACGGCAGGACAUUGAACCUGGCUCCUCCGACAGUUUGGUCUUAAUUGAUGUGGUGUUUCAUCAACAGGGUUCAGUUGCGCACAUGUAUAUGGCCCCAGCUGUCGACAGAAAAGUUGUGAGAGUUCCUCAGACUCUCACGCGACAAGGUGUGCUUCAGCUGGCCAGAGUUGCCAACUAUUGUGAGAGCGCUGGACAAGCGUGUCUGGUAGCACUUAAUCACAACCCUUGGCCUUCCCAAAAUGCUGGAACUCAGACGGUCUUAUCGGGUUGCUAUGUCCGUGUACAGGUACCACCUGCUACGGUUCACGGGGCCGAGACUUGCCGAGCUGUGUCUCUCGUUGAGGACUUGUUUGAUCCUCUGCUUCCAUCAUUUGCUCAGGUGUACCCUACGUUGCCACACCAUGCUGACGUGAACGCCCGUCCCCUGCCCGACCAUGGCUCUUCUCCGCCUGCUGCGAUGCAUGACUGUGUCACAUCUUGCCGUUAUCCGAUUCCAAGACAGUGUCACUUUGCUGAUCAACACGUGGCGGAGGAUUAUUCAUUUGAAGCCAACAUUCCGAUGCAGGCGGCACCGAUUUUUCCAAAUGCCCCUGACUGGCAUGAAUUUGAUCUCGAAAUGAGAGCUCAAUUCCAAGAGAUGUCAGUUAUCGAUAUUCCGGAAGAAGGGCCGGUUAUGCAUGUCACGACAUGGUUUAUUCACCAUGAUCAUGCGCCAGUCUGUUUGGUAGGACGGCUCAUCCGCCUCUCGCAUCGACCCUUUGACUGGUUUGCCCAAUUGUGCACGCCGUGGAUGCACAUGUUGAGACCUUUUGAGAAUUUGGCCUUUCAUAUCGUUAAGCCGUCCCCUGCCUCCGAUAUUCCUGGCCUGCGUAUGAUGCAUGUAAUUUUGGAGCAAGGGAUUCAGCAAGCCAGGCUGACUGCCCUGUUUUCUGCCAUUUUUCAGGGUCUGCAUGGGGACAUUACUCAUAGAAGGGCGCAGUCCAUUCCAACGGUUCUCUCCCAAGAGAUCAUCACCCGCAUUUUAGAUGUUCAAUCCUUGUGUAGAGCCCGUCGAUGCGUUGCUUGGUCAGGUCGAACUCAAUUCCAUCGAACGCAGACUGAUCCAGUUUUCAAUGGUAUUGGUGUGUGUCUUACCGUUGAUGCGUUUCGAAAUCGUUUUGCGUUGGUUGAUGAUGACGGGUUUCAAUUGCCUAGGUCCGCGUCGUCCUCACAGGUACCGCCCCGCAUGUCCUUUAGGGCUGAUGAUGCCACCUUGUUUCCCACUGCAGACCAAGCCAGGGGAUCUGCUGAUUUGCCGGCUGUUGAACACGUGCCUAGCAAUCUGGUUCCCGAGCUUCAAAUCAUUUGGCAGCAUCAUUUGAUGACGACGCCUCAGGGUCCGUACAGGUUCUACGUUGAAACCUGGUUUUGUGAUCAUGACCGUUUCCCAGGUACCAAUCGUGGCCGUGAAGUUCUCCUUUCGCCUGAUCGAGACACAUGGAAGGACACCAUUCUCGCCAAAUGGCAUGACAUGAUUGACCCGACAGCUGAAGUGUUUCUCUACGUCAUCCACCCGCAGCCGUUUGGAGGUCCCACAGAAGUUCUUGCUCAUGUUCUCCUUGCGCAGCAUCAACAUCGUGGUUUUGUUUCGGCACUCAUUACCACUGUAGCGCCAGGAGACGACAUUUGGGACCCCCCACGUGUCGCGUUGAAAUUGCCUGCGGUUGUUGAUAAAGGUUUACUCAUUCAAGAAAGUGGCCUUUUCAUGUUUUGUCCUCCAUUUAUGCCGUUUAACUCCUGCCAAGCGUCGUUGGGCGACCAAGAAAUCCUGCAAGACGUUUUGCAUCCUGCAUCCUCUGGCCAGGGGUUUUUGUGCACUGCAAACAGUGAAGCUGCAGUGCAUCUCGAUGUGAGCCUUGGAUCCUCGGUAACACACGACGUUCAUAAAUUGUUUGAGAUGUUAGGACGGGUUAUCACCAAGCUUGCCACAGCUGUUGUCCACACCCUUGCUCCUCAUGGUCCUUUGGCACGCUGCAGUGACUAUGUUGGAGAUGAAGGUUUGGUGGUGCACCUAUCAGGUGGUGAAAUCAUCAGUCCUGACUCCCACUCCAUUGGCUCAUGUUGUUUUGGCCCCGCCGAUGUUGAUUCUCAACAUGCAUCAUUUGUCUCAGAUACACCAGUGGCACCCGUCAUGGUUCAGGAAGGCCAUGUUCACGGAGUUAAGUGGCAUGACUCGUCUCAUUUGCCCUUCCCUUCCGUGGAGCCUCAGCAUGUUGGUCCUAUGCCAGAAGCGAGCCUUGGUCUCGCAUCUCAGGAGGCCUUGUUGGAUGAUGAGCGUUUCCAGGAUGGCUUGCUCUUGUUGCAGCUGCAGUCUCGGCUCACUGAAGUGUCUUAUCCUUCCACUUCCCCCCAGCCUUCCCAGUUUGAGCAUUCGACCCCAACAGUGUCGCAGUCUGGCAGACAGAAUCCUUACCAGACCGCCUCGCUAGGCAAAGUUACUCUCUGCCUUGAUGCUUGCAUUGCACGGCCUACACGUUACCAAGAAGAUGGGUACGUCGGGGCGGAAAUCACGUAUCGUUCGAGGGAAGAUUGGCCACAAUUUCUUGCCCAAACAAAAGUUCAACUUGCGUCUUUCCCUGAAGGGCUCCACCUGACAGCUGAAUCCUAUCAUGCGUUGAUCAGUCCUGAUCAAGUUCCUGAACCUGACUUGGCUGGCAAACGUGCGCUAUAUGUGGAUGGUUCUGCUGCACAGGGAUCAGCUGCCUGGAGCGUUGUUGUUGUUCGUUAUGACGGCAGUGGCAUCCCAGCACUCCAGGGUUCCUUUUCAGGGAUUGUUGAACUUGAUCAGACAUCGGACAACUGGGUCGGGGCAGAUCAUGCUGACAACAUUAGUGCAGAGUUGACUGCUGCACUUGCUGCCAUGAUUUAUGCCCUUUGUGGAGACCAUUAUGAUGAUGUUGUCGUGCGUCCUGACUUGAAGCUCAGUGCUAAACUGGCCAGCUUAGCUUGGCGCUGCCAGUCGCAUCCUGCAUUAGGUCAGCUAUGUCAGCUUCUUGGCAGUUGGCUCCACAAAACCGGCGGAUGUUUUGUUGAAGUUCGGGGCCAUUCUCGCCAUGCUUGGAAUGACCUUGCUGACUCCGUUGCCAAGUGGACAUUGACUGCAUCCCAACCCGUUGGGGAAAUUGAUUGGUCUCCCUUUCAUGAGCUGCUGAGCACUGGUGAUAUCCGAUGGGCUUGGUUAAUGACGGCCUUGCCGCAAUUUCAUCAAUGUCUUCCCACAGGUUCUGCGGAGGGUUGUUGGCAGAUUACUCCCUCAUAUCGCAAAAUUCCGGCCCCGGUAGACACUGGUCAGCUUGAUCAUUGGAGUCCCUUAAGUUUCAAGGUCGCUUCCGCCAAUGUGCUGGCUCUUAGUGACGCCUCCUCGGGUCUUCCUGAAGCAACAUCUGCCGAUCGCGCCGUUCGUCUGGAUCUGCAAUGGCAUGCGCAAGGGAUUGCUGCCAUUGGUUUGCAGGAAUCUCGACGAGAAGAGGGCAGAAUUCAAACCGAACAUUAUGUUGGUUUUGCCUCCGGUGCGCAGACUUGUGGCAAGUCACAGCAUUAUGGUUGUGAACUAUGGCUGCACAAACACAUGGCUCUUGAUGAUGAAGGACACCUGACCUUUUCGCAAUUCAAGGCAGUCGUUGUGGUCGCUGAUCCGCGUCGCCUGGUCGUGAAUCUGUCCCACCCCAAAAUCAAUAUGUCUUUUGUAGUGCUGCAUGUCCCGUGCAAGUCCAAUUCCUGCUCCUUAGAGCAGCUUGCAACGUGGUGGCAGGAUACCCAGGCUUUGUUGCAGCAGGCCCGCCUGGCCUCCUUGACAUGGUGCAUGAUUGAUGCUAAUGCCCCGCUUGCGUCUGAAUCCACGCCGUUCUUUCAGAUGCAUGGAGCGGAGAUUUCUAAUGCUCAAGGACGCUUAUUUGAAGAGGUGUUGCAACACAUGGAAUGGUAUGUUCCCGCCACCAUGGAGUGGGCACACCAGGGUUCUCAUUGCACGUGGACCCACCCCAGAGGGUCUCAGCUUCGGCGAGAUUAUGUGGCCUGUUCUAAGACAGCGUUUGAAUGGUGUUCCAAAACGUGGGUCGACAUUCACUUUGAUGGCGGUUUUGGUCAUGACGACCAUUAUCCGGUAGUCAUGCAAUGUCAGGGAUGGCUGUAUGAUUCUCCAGGCAGUACCAAAGUUCAAUGGGAUCCCUUGGCCUUUGUAGACCCCGUCAAGUGCCAUCAGUUCCGUAACGCCGUUCGCUCUUUGCCGAUUCCUGACUGGAGUACCCAUGUUGACUCACACGCUGAAAUUAUGGAGAGCCAACUCUUUGCCGUUGCCAAGCAGCAUUUUCAAAAGACAUCCCAUGACCGGAUGCGUCCACGUCUUUCUGAGUCCACUCGGAAUCUUAUUCAGUUCAAACGUUCCUGUCUUGACUUUGGUCGUGCCCACUCGCUGAUGCAAGAUGCCCAGUUCCGUGAUCAACUUAAAUGCCUUGAGAAGGACAUUCGCCUGCGAGUCCGGCAUGAUCAGCGUGACUUUUAUAACCAUUUAGUACAGGAACUUGCGACCGCAGGUGAGCUUCAUGAUUCUCGUCACAUGUACAAAUUGCUCACCAGGCUUGGAGGCCGCAAAUCUGCCAAAACCGAUGCCAAGGCGCUUCCUAUCCUCAAGGUUCAAGGAGUUCCUGUCCGGUCGUUUGUGGACCAACAGAAGCUUUGGAUGAAACAAUUUGCCGACAUUGAAGCUGGGAAUAUCAUGGCCCGAAGUGAAUUUCACCGGCACUUGCCUGCCUGCUUGGGUGUUCCUCACGAUGACAUGUCCAUUGCAGUGUUUCCAGAUUUGCCUGAGAUCAUGCAGCAGAUUCACCGGCUGAAGCGUGGGAAAGCUCCGGGGCCCAAUGGCUUGCCGCCUGAUGUUUUGAAGGCUGGCUCUCAUGACAUUGCACAGCAUUUGGUUGUUUUAACCACCAAAAUCGCAGCCCAUGGACGGGAGCCAGCGGCUUGGCGCACUGGCAAGCUCAUUCCGCUUCACAAAGGCAAGUUGGCCAAAAGUGAUCCAACUGGCUAUCGAUCGAUCUUUCUGAACAAUUUCACCACAAAAAUUUACCACUCCGUACUUCGCAAGCACCUCGUGCAAGCUUGGUCGUCUGUGCUAACGCACCUCCAAAUUGGUGGUCGAAAGGGUUUAGGAUGUGAUUCCGCCCAUCACAUCAUUCAAGCUCAUGUUGCGUAUGGACAGAUCCACAAGCAUCCGAGUGCCAUUCUUUUUGUAGACUUCAAGUCUGCAUUCUACAGUGUUGUACGGCAAGGGCUUUUCCAGGAAGACAUUGAUGCCACGUCCUUUAUGAUUGCCAUGCACCGGUUGGGGAUUCAUCCACAACAUGUGGAGCAAUUGCUGCAACAUGCUCAUUCCGAAGCAGCCAUUGCCAACAUCGCGCCACAUGCUAUGCGGUUGCUACAUGACAUGUUGCAGGCUACUUGCUUUGAGAUGGAGGGAUUAUCAGAGGUUGCAGUCACCACCAGAGGCACCAGACCGGGUGAUCCGAUUGGUGACAUUGCAUUCAACAUUGUCAUGGCGGCCCUGUUAAAAGAUGUCUCUGAGAAUAUCCGCCCCAGCCAGGCCAUCUGGGAAGGAGCACCUGAUGAUGUCCACGAUUUCGCAGACGUCAAAUCCCCGGCACCUUUUGCAUGGGCAGAAGUGGCUUAUGUGGAUGAUUUGGCUUUACUCCUGCGUGCUCCGAGCAAUUUGCAGUUGAUUGACCUUGCCCAUGUGGCUGCAGGUGCUGUGUUUCAAGCUGCGAAUCGUCGUGGCUUGGAGCUCACAGUUGGUGAAGGGAAGACAGAAUUGCUCUGGGCCUUGCGUGGUGGGGGAAAAAAGAAACUGCAGACGCAGGUUGCUCAUGACCACGGCACUCUUUCUAUUCCCCUCCCAGAACGGGAUCAGCCGUUGCCAUUGCCUAUUGUUUUGUCAUAUAAGCAUUUAGGUACAUGGGUCCAAAAUGAUGCAAAGCCCUUGCGAGCCAUUCGCACACGCCUACACGCUGCAAGGCAGGCCUGGGGGCCAUUGGUGCGUCCCUUUCUAUCCAAGAAAGGGGUGCUACACAGGACAAAGACCCAAGUGUUUGAAUCAUUGGUCCUCUCACGGUAUUUAUUCAAUGCCCACACAUGGGGCCUGGUGUCACAGACGCAAAUGAGUGAGUGGGAAGCAGGGCUUCGGCCCAUGUUGUAUGCUCUUGCUCGUCCCUUCCUGCGUGGUCAACCUCCGUUCACCUUUGAUGUUGAGAUUCUAUGCGGCUUAUGCAACUUGCUUGCGCCCAGUGACAUGUUGCAUUUGGCUCGGCUACGCUAUUUCAAGCGCCUGUUGCAGCAUUGUCCGCCCAUUCUGUGGCAGCUGCUUCAUGCCACGGCUUUCCAGGCAGGCUCUUGGCUUGAUCAGUUGCAGGAAUCUUUUCAUUGGUUGUGCCGCUUUAGUGGAGUGCAUUUUGGCCUUUCCGGCACCACUCACAUCUAUGACUGGUGUAGUUUUGCUGCCAUCGACACUCGAUGGAAAGGGCGCCUUAGGCGGGCAGUGAACUCUUGCCGUAGGUAUCGUGCCGAAAAUGCCAAGCAGGCAGCUUGGGACGUAUGGCUCCAAAACUCCCUGACCCGUGAUGGAGUUCCUGAUUUUUCCCCCCAAAUAAAAGCACAGCCUGUUCAGUGGCAGUGUCAGCUGUGUCUGGAGCAGUUUAGUUCCCGCAGAGCCCUUGCACAACACGCGGUGAAAAAGCACGACUAUGUGACAUUAGUCAAGCAUUAUGCAUUUGGCAGCACUUGUGCCAACUGCUGCAGAAGUUUUCACCAUCGAGUUCGGCUUUGCUGUCAUCUCCGCACAUCAGUGGCAUGUCUUGAACGCACAAGGGCUGCCUUCCCGCCAUUAUCUGUUGAUGCCAUUCAGAUGUUAGGUGCGGACGAUCGUUUGCAUGCAAAAGCGAUGCGUGAUCAGGGAUGGCUUGCCACUAAGGCCCAAACACCGGUCUUGUAUGGUUUUGGACCUCCUUUGCCGCCUCCAGGCUCAGCUGAAGCCAACCUCAUGUGGGGUAAGUGGGCUGCACGCACUGAUUCCAGCUCUGCUCACGCUUUUGAGGGCCUGGAUGGCAUAUGCAUUGGGGCAGAUCCCGCUGACCCUGUGCCAUUAGCACAGGAAGAUUCUGCCACCAUAUCCGUUGAAAUGGCAUUUGUGAUGCAUUCUGACCAAGGUGCUGAGCACGGGCAUGCAGGUCGAUUCUCCAAUCGAGGCCUUGCAACUCUGUAUGCGCGUUUGCAUAUUCGCACAAUGUGUUUUAUUCACUUCUUCUCUGGAUUUCGCCGGGAAGGCGAUUUGCAAUCGCAAAUUGAACAGCACUGGGUACAAGGUAUUCAUCACAUUUUUUGCAUUUCUAUCGAUUACUGCCUGCAAGGCAGCCAAGGUGAUUUGUCGUCGACCAAGAGUUUGGCCUUUUGGAAAACCCAGGUGUGCAACGGAGCGAUCCUGGGGAUGGGAGGGGGUCCCCCCUAUGAGACUUACUCGGCAGCCAGAUUCUUGGAGGGGGGACCCCCCCCCCUGCGGUCCCAUUCGGACUAUUGUGGAUUGCCGUCCAACUCCGCCAGACAGUGGGAUCAGGUUGCUCUGGGAACCGCGUUGAUGCGCUUUUUGCUGGAGAUGAUGUAUUACUGUUCUUUGGCUGGGGCUUGCGGAUUUUUGGAACAUCCGGCUUUUCCAGUUUGGGCGAUGAAACACUCCCCUGCAAGCACAUGGACCCUAGCUGCAGUCCGUCGGCUGCGGCGCCUUAACUGUGUGUCUAUCGCAACAUUUGAUCAAUGCAUUUUCCGCUGCGAAGGGAAGAAGCCAACCACGUUACUUCUGGUGCGUUUGCCGCACCUGAGAGAGGCGCUCCUGAAGCUUGGUCGUGGUGGAAGAUGCCCUCACGCCGCUGGUGCACACACUGCACUUAAAGGCCGUGGACCAGAUGGAUUGUUUCGCACUUCAGUUGCGAAAGUUUAUCCACCACAGAUGAAUGCUGCGAUUGCAGAGGCUGUAAUUCAUUUUGCAUGUGCGACUUUUGUGCCGGGGGAGCAGCAAAGUGCUGUUCCUGAGUGCGCGAUCGAUCGGGUUCUGAACGAGAAGGCCUUGGCCGAAAGCGUCCACGCUGAAACUAUGCGACAAUUGGAGCUGGACGGGGACACGGAUCGGGAGAUUGAGGAGCUGAAGGAAGAUAAGGAGACGCGUUUGAAGGCGGAGCGCGACGACAAGGUGCGCCUCCGAGGCCAGGCCGGCAUCCACAAGCGCAACGGCGAGGAGCUCAAUAAGCAAAUGCAGCAGAAAGACGAUGAGCUAAUGCGAUACAAAGAAGAGGAAAGGAAAAAAGAGGAGAAGAUCGCCCAAUUGAACAAGGAGCGGGAUCACAAUGCCAAAGAGAUCCGACAGCGGGAUAGCACCAUCGGCGACAAAGAAGGGAAGAUCUAUGAGUUGAAGAAGCAGAAUCAGGAGCUUGAGAAGUUCAAAUUUGUGCUGGACUACAAGAUCAGAGAAUUGAAGGCGCAGAUCGAUCCAAAGAAUGACAAGAUUGCAGAGAUGAAGAAGGACCUGCGAACGGAGAUCCAGGCCAUGGACUCGGAUCUGGAGGACUACCAUCGAAAGAACACACAGCUGCAGGUAAACAUCCAGCAGCUCACUAACAAGCACAAGACGUUGCAAGAUGACAUCGUCUCGCAGCGGAAGAAGAUGACUGACUGCCAAACUGUCAUCAAGCGCUUCAAAACCGACUUGCACGAGUGCGUUCAGUUCAUCCAGGAGCCUCGACUGCUGAAGGAAUCGGUGACGGCGCUCUACAAGAAGUACGUUCCGCCGCUGGGCGCUGCGGAUGCCAAAUGGAAUGGUGUCAAGAAGCAAGAGCUGGACACAGACAUCCAGCGCGAGUACAAUCGCCAGCGGGACUAUUUGGAGAAGUCGGUCGACAACCUCAAGAGAAAGUUGUUGAAGGAUUCAGAUGUGCAUCGGCAAGACAACACACGUGUCCUGCAGGAAAAUGUGCAACUGAUCAUCGAGAUCAAUAACUUGAGAAGGGAGAUCGACUAUUUGAAGCGUGAGAGACAGCAGCAACUGGGCUACAGCCUCAUAGUUCAAGAGAAGCAAAGACUUCAUGUCUCGAAAUUGAAGAGCAACAACACCUCCAAAUCCAGUUCAGGUAAACCUGACGAUAUCUCCACCUUGAAUCGUGAGAUCGAAACCAACAAGACGACCAUCGAUGACUUGAGAGAGUGGAAGAGCAGACGGCCCUACGGAGCACCGCGGCCCCUGCCGUGGAGGUGCAGUGAUUCCUUGUGCCUCGGUGCUUCGGAGAGACGGAGCAAAGGCUGGAGCUGGGUGGUGAUGGGCUUCAGUGGAGCUGACGACAUCUCAUCGUCGCCGCAUGGCGCUCCUUUGUCGGUGACCUCCGGCUUCGAGAAGGACUUUGCUGUCCAGCGCGUGAAUGUUGUGAAGAGUCAGGACCUUGGCAUUUUGCCCCCGAAGACCACAGUGCUGCCGGUGAGCCAACGUGGCUUCCCCGACGACCUGCGGCCGCAGGAGGUGUCCUCCACCUCUGAAGUUCUGGGAGAAACAGCCAGGCAGUUGCCCGAUGCGCAUCGUUUGUACGGCUACGGUGAAAGACAGAUUCGUUACUCCUCAGAGGUGGCAGCUCCGCAGUACAACCAAGGUGUGGUGAUCGUGCAGGACUACAUGGGUCUGCCGCAGCAGCCUGGGCACCAGAUGGUGCACGCAGACGAGGUCAUUCAGAACAGCGCCUGGCAACGCUGCGGAGCCUUUCUGCCGAUCCGCGACGGAUCCUACGGAGUUCCGCCCGCCAGCGAUUGGAAGCGAACGGACUGGUCUCAGGCUGUUGACAUGCGUGGAAUCCGACAACGUGCUGGGCAAAGAGGACUUCAAGAGAAGUUUGAUCGAUUGUACAGAUUGCGAAAUGCUUAG
Molecule: messenger RNA, 15108 nt
Organism: Cladocopium goreaui
Lineage: Eukaryota; Dinophyceae; Suessiales; Symbiodiniaceae
Source: the annotation of a GenBank genome assembly